Paecilomyces variotii is the source of this 2115-nucleotide messenger RNA. RefSeq lists its product as hypothetical. Lineage: Eukaryota; Fungi; Ascomycota; Eurotiomycetes; Eurotiales; Thermoascaceae. The transcript is spliced from 5 exons. Bases 1 to 2115 code for a protein of 704 amino acids. The record is from RefSeq and is a predicted model, not a curated record.
AUGGCCGUCCAGAUGCAUGAAAGAUUCCAGGAACGUGUUUUGCAAACUCUCAGUUCCCUCAGGAGCCUUGAAAUGUCAGAUGAGUGGAAUAUUACUCUACAAGUCUGGGACGAUGAAUACCUUCUCUCCUACUUCAAUACAUAUACAGCAGAGCCUUUAAAGCACCUAUUAGAUACACAUAGUCCUCCUACGUUUGAAGAUUUGAAAACUCUCGACUGGCUGGAUACUACUGAUGCUGGGGUAUAUGCCCGUCUUAUUUGGCCAACAAUGGAAAAGUCCACUCCACAUAUCUAUGUUGGAUCAGCAACGUCUACAAUGGGUGGAUUAUCGAAGAGGAAGUUAGAUCAUGAGUAUCGUCCCAUAGCACAACAAUGUGCAUACUAUAAGACAUUGAUGAAUCAGCCCGGAGUUCCACGUACUUCCAAAUUCGUUACAAUAUACACAAUGGACUGGGGUUUAUGCUCAAUUGAUGAUAUAAAUUUGAAUCGAAAAUUAUGUUUGCUAGCAGAAGCUGUCUUUACUGCUAUGCUGGGUGGAUACAUGCCAGUAGUAGACAAACCUCUGCAACUGGCUUGCCCAUAUGGGGAUCCCAAAACUGUAUUCGACUGGAGGGGAACAUGCACCCAUUCUUCUCUCUCUGAAAGUCAGCGGCUUCUACACAUACACAAAAAAGCGAAGAAUUCCGCCAGUUCGAAACUCCCAUGGUUCAAAGUGAGAUCGGGAGCUCGGAGGAGGAAGGACCUUACUCCAGAAGAACUUCAAGCAUGUCGAGAGAAAGACAAACUAGCCAUGCGGGAAUAUCGAAAGAAGUUUCGACAUCUACUCAAAGCAAGGAAAGCCAACCGUACCCCUCAGGAAAUAAUAGAGCAUAAAGAAAAAAAGAAGCUCUAUCAACGUCGAUACCGCAAGGAACAUGCUAUGGAAAUUAAGGCGCGUGAAGCACUACUUCCUCCAGAGGUAAAAAAAGAACGUGCCGAAAGAUCUAAACUUCGAACACAAAAGUCACGCUUGAAAAAACGCCUUGCAAACCCCAAACCUCCGCGGAUCAUACCUCCUCACAGAGUUAAAAGAAACGCGGACCGGAAAAGACUGCGAGAUGGUGACGUGGACUUUAAAAAGAUCAGUAUGCAUGGAACUAGAGUCAAGCGCGCAAGAGACGCUCUGAACAAGCUCAAAGUUGAUGGUGUUGGUGGCAAGGAACUGGACGAAGCCAAGAAGAAAUUCGCAAUAGCAUUCGUCGAUCGGUACAACUUGAUGGUCAACUUGGGGCGCCCUGUCAAAGAAAAGCCAAGUCAAGAGCAAUUCGACCUAGCAGGACCCAGCGUGCAACCAAACAACAGCAAGUCUGCUGUUGUUUCUACAGGAGACGAAGUGGAUGAAUGUAGCGAAGAGGAAGACAUCGAUACGUCGGAGGAAGACAUCGAUACGUCGGAGGAUGAAACUUCGGACAGCGAGGAUGAACUGGACACGGAUGAUGAGGAACUGUUUAUCAUUCCCCAUGGACCCAACAAGGAAGGCAGCAUACCCAAGAACGAAUCCACCGUACCCCGCGAUGCUCGAAUUGACAAUCAUCUCGCCCCAGCCCCCGAAAUGGUCAGUCCCUGGACGAUAGCUGCCAAGACUACUGUCAAGAAGCAGGAAAAAUCAAAGCCGUUCUUACGCAUGGCAAAUGGUCCUGCUCUAAGCCACGAGAUGACCACGCCCUGGACUAUAGCGACGGACGCAUUUCGCAGACAGCAGACGAUCCUGGGAAGAUCUCUCGUUAGGAACGAGUCUCCUUCGAGAAAACGAGUGAAACGGCCGGUCCAAACCUGCAUAUUGAUAUUAUAUCUUAAUCUGAGCCAAUCGAGUCCGGGAACGCACUUAUAUCCUAAGAUCCCAGAAGGGGGAAGAUUAAUGGUGUAUAUGAGUUGUCAACUUCGAACAAAGAAGUUUUGUGCAACGGACAAGAUGUGUCCGUCUCUCGGGAGCUCGCAGCGGGAUGACGGAAGCAAAGAUUCUGAGAAAGCAUAUGAAAAGGGAAUGAUCUCUGGAUUGCUUGAAGAACUAAUUGACUCCGAAAUCUACCAGCUAUUCAUGCUCCUCGACUUUACACAAAUGCCUCGGCUGUUCUGA